AUGGCCGACCCUCCCCGGACGGUACUGAUCUCAGGCUGCUCCUCCGGAAUCGGCCUGGAGCUCGCAGUGCAGCUGGCUCGUGACUCCAGGCAGCGCUACCAGGUGGUGGCCACCAUGAGAGAUCUGGGGAAGAAGGGGACGCUGGAGGCAGCUGCCGGCGAGGCUCUGGGUCAGACCCUCACUGUGGCCCAGCUGGACGUGUGCAGUGAUGAGUCAGUGGCCCAAUGUCUCCGCUGCAUCCAGGGAGGAGAAGUGGACGUGCUGGUGAAUAAUGCUGGCGUGGGCCUGGUGGGGCCCCUGGAGGGGCUCAGUCUAGCUACCAUGCAGAAAGUCUUCGAUACCAACUUUUUCGGAGCUGUCCGUCUGGUCAAAGCUGUGCUUCCUGGCAUGAAGAGAAGGCGACAGGGCCACAUUGUGGUGGUCAGCAGUGUCAUGGGGCUGCAGGGUGUUGUGUUCAACGACGUCUACGCAGCCUCCAAGUUUGCCCUGGAAGGGUUCUUCGAGAGUCUGGCCAUCCAGCUGCUCCAGUUCAACAUCUUCAUCUCCCUGGUGGAACCCGGCCCCGUGGGCACGGCCUUUGAGGGGAAGCUGCUGGAGCAGGUUUCCGCCGCCCAGUUCCCAGGCGCCGACCCCGACACCCUGCACUACUUCCGGGACCUCUACCUCCCAGCGUCCCGGGAGCUCUUUGGCUCUUUGGGGCAGAGCCCCCAGGAUGUGGCCCAGGUUAUUGUCAAGGUCAUCAGCUCGGCCAGACCACCCCUGCGCCGACAGACCAACGCCCGCUACUCCGCCCUGACCGCGCUCAAGGCCGCGGACCCCUCCGGCCGCCUGUACGUGCGAUCGGCCCACCGCCUGCUCUUCCGCUGGCCGCGCCUCCUCAGCCGGGGCCUCCGCUGCCUGGCCUGCAGCUGCUUCCCCUCUCGGGUACAGCCCGGGUGA
This is a messenger RNA of Eptesicus fuscus (big brown bat), 939 nucleotides long. RefSeq names its product retinol dehydrogenase 8 (gene RDH8). Gene Ontology annotation, biological process: estrogen biosynthetic process. The transcript has 6 exons. The coding region runs from base 1 to 939 and encodes 312 amino acids. Gene Ontology annotation, molecular function: estradiol 17-beta-dehydrogenase [NAD(P)+] activity. NCBI's taxonomy places the organism in Eukaryota, Metazoa, Chordata, Mammalia, Chiroptera, Vespertilionidae. The record is from RefSeq and is a predicted model, not a curated record. Gene Ontology annotation, cellular component: cytoplasm.